CAAUAUACGAUAUUUUUUUCAGCUCUUGCUUUCCUCCGAUUUUGGCUCCAUCCUUUAUUUUCUCCGGAGCCUUUGGUCCCCAUUGUUUUUGUUUUUUAUGUUUUUCUUGUCACCUUCCUCUCUCUCUCUCUCUCUCUCUCUCUCUCUCUCUCUCUUUUGUGUGUUUGGAUCUUCUUCUGUUUCUAACUAGUUUCUUAAAGGUUAUUAUUAUAACCGUCUUUGUUGUUCUCCAGUUGCCUUAACGGAAUCCUUUAAGGAAGUCACGGUGACUCCGUUGUUCUUGUUAUUGCUUCGUUGUAUUCUCCCUCAAGUAAUCUGGCCUUCAAACCCUUGUUCUUGCUGUCUUUCUUGUAUCUGUUGUUGCUCUUCUUCUUAUUUAUAGAUUCUAAGUUCUAAACCUUUACCCCUCUGUUUCCAGUUUCUUUCUUGGAUCUGGUGUUCUUCUCCUCAUUCGUUUAUUCUUAUUUUUUUGUAUCCCCUUCGAGAAUUACACAAAAUCGCCACCUCUCUGUUCCUCCCUAUCUUCAGUUGUUGCCUCUCUUUUGUUUCUUUGUUUUAGUUUUUCAAGGAAUCCUGAUUCCCUGAAUUAAUUCCAUCUCCUUUUCUUGACAGAAGUUGUAGUAUAUAUAUAGUUAGAAGCCAUACAUCCUAAGUUGCUUCAAGGGGCAGGAUACUUCUAUACGUAUACAGGAUGGAAUUUAUUAAGGCAAGAGUUCCUCUGCUUCCAACCAUGGAGAAGAAAUGGGCAUUAUGCCCGUUGGCCUUGAGCACCGCCGUCUGUAUCUUUCUCGUCGUGGCCUCUUUCAACAUGGGCCACCUCUGCUCCCUCCCCAGCAUCUUCUCCAACUUCCGAGACGGGAAUUCGAUGACCUCGAGAUCCGCCUUCGUGGAAUCCAAGCUUGCCGACCGCCCACCGCCGCCUGCCGGCCCGACGAUUCCCCGGCUGGCCUACUUGGUCUCGGGAUCCAAGGGCGACCUGGACCUCCUGUGGAGGACGUUGCAGGCUCUCUACCACCCCCGGAACCUCUACGUGGUCCACUUGGACUUGGAAUCGCCGGCUGCCGAGAGACUGGAAUUGGCUUCUCGGGUGGCGAAUGAUACGCUUCUCCGCGAGGUCGGUAACGUUCAUGUGAUCACUAAGGCUAACAUGGUGACAUAUCGAGGGCCGACCAUGGUUGCCAACACUCUCCAUGCUUGUGCUAUACUUCUCAAGAAGAGCAAGGACUGGGACUGGUUCAUAAACCUCAGCGCCUCCGACUAUCCUCUUGUAACGCAAGAUGAUAUCCUCCACACUUUUUCAUCGCUGCCCAGGAAUUUGAAUUUCGUCGACCAUACAAGUCGAUUGGGAUGGAAGGCGGGGCAGAGGGCAAAGCCAUUGAUCAUAGACCCGGGGCUUUAUAUGUCCCAGAAGAAGGAUAUCUUCUCGGCGACUCAGAGUAGAGAGCUACCAACUGCAUUUAAGCUGUUUACAGGCUCUGCAUGGAUGGCCCUGACCCGGGAGUUUGUUGAGUACUGUAUCUGGGGCUGGGACAACCUGCCAAGAACUGUCCUCAUGUACUACACCAAUUUCGUUUCCUCCCCUGAAGGCUAUUUCCACACAGUCAUCUGCAACACGCCCGAGUUCAUGCACACCGUCGUGAACCAUGACCUCCACUACAUUUCAUGGGAUGUGCCCCCAAAGCAGCACCCUCACAUCCUCUCCCUCGCCGACGUCCCUAAAAUGAUCGGCAGCAGCGCACCCUUCGCCCGCAAGUUCAGCAGAAACGACACAGUACUGGAUAAGAUUGAUGCAGAUCUCCUAGGCCGGAAGAACGGGAGCUUUGUCCCUGGUGGUUGGUGUGAGGGAAGUCCGCCGUGCUCGGCAGCCGGGGACCCGACACAGCUGAAGCCGGGACCAGGGGCUGACAGGCUAGCUAAGCUUAUGGAAAGAGUAGUUUACUCAGAGAGGUUUGCUUCGAAGCAGUGUAAAUAAGAUCUCAGAGUAACAAGGUAAAUGUUACAUGAUAGCAGAGUACAGGAAGAGGAUUCGAUGUCACUAUUAGAGACUGUGGCAGAACAGUAAAAUUUCAGAGGGGGAAAAGUGAUUCGGUUACUGCAAUUGGGAUAUCUGUAGAUAAGUCAUCAAUGAACUAUAGUUCAAAGAAAUCUGAGUUGUGUUUUAGUUACACUUCUUAAUUGAGUGCUCGAGGCUUUUUCUUUACUCUUUUCAGGUCAUCAGCAAGCAUGAGAUGUUAAUUACACAGCUUAACUUGUUAUUUCCUGCAGCUUAUUGUUCCUCUCAGAAGAUUUGAUGGCUUUUAGUGAAAUAAGCUAGCUCCACAUCGCCGCAGAAGAUGUUACUGUGAAACUCGGGCAAUCUCAUGUUGCAGCAGCCAGCUGAAAUACCUCUUGGAUAUCUGCUUGCUUAUAGGCUGCCAUUCUAUUUCUAGAUAGAGUAGCAUCAUUUGACUUCACAAGGGAGUAUGUCUCAUACAUCUGACCGUAUAUGACAGCGUCAUACACUCAGCCGAAAUCUAACAUGUAACUAACACACUGAGAUUCUGAUCUCUUAAAGAUGGAUGCUAUAUUUUAGAGGCGAAAGAUGUAUGUUUAUCA
Phoenix dactylifera (date palm) is the source of this 2595-nucleotide messenger RNA. Lineage: Eukaryota; Viridiplantae; Streptophyta; Magnoliopsida; Arecales; Arecaceae. The record is from RefSeq and is a predicted model, not a curated record.